Drosophila virilis is the source of this 3017-nucleotide messenger RNA. Its product is annotated as aminopeptidase N. Lineage: Eukaryota; Metazoa; Arthropoda; Insecta; Diptera; Drosophilidae. The record is from RefSeq and is a predicted model, not a curated record. Gene Ontology annotation, biological process: peptide catabolic process; proteolysis. Gene Ontology annotation, molecular function: peptide binding; metalloaminopeptidase activity; zinc ion binding. Gene Ontology annotation, cellular component: cytoplasm.
CUAGUUGUUGUCCAGUUGUCCGCACCGUUGACAACAUGGCUCGCGUUCUUGUCACGAUCUUGGCCCUGCUGCUGGUGGUGGCCACCACAGCCCACGCGGCCGUUGUACGGAAUUUUCCCCCUUUUGAGCAGCUGCAGCAGCUAGAGAAUCCCAAUUCGCGUUUAGCACCACGUGCCGACGAAGACACCUAUCGGUUGCCCAACAACACGGAACCUGUGGAAUAUACCGUCGAGCUGCACACGAAUGUUCAUACGGGCGAUACAGCUUUUAGCGGCACGGUUGCCAUAAGCAUAAACGUUUUGGAGACCAGCACAAUUAUUGUGGUGCAUGCGCGACAGCUGGAAAACUUUACGGCGACCAUACGCAAGGAUGGAGAGACAACUGACACUGCACUGGAAAUCACUCAUGAUACAGAUCGUGAGUUCCUAAAGCUGUCCGCCAAGGAUCUUACCUUUGAGGAAGGUACCAGCUGGCUGUUGACUAUCAAGUAUGAGGGUAAUUUGCGAACGGACAAUGGGGGCUUCUACUUAUCCAAGUAUACGGAUGAGAAUGGUGCUACCAAAUACUUGGCCACCACACAGUUCGAGAGCACCGAUGCACGUCACGCCUUCCCUUGCUAUGAUGAGCCAGCCAAGCGGGCCAACUUUACGAUUACCAUCCAUCACGAUCCCAGCUACAAUGCUAUCAGCAAUAUGCCAGUGGAUGACUCUAAGACCAGCUCCGGUAUUACAGCUUUCAAGACCUCUGUCAAGAUGCCCACCUAUCUGGUGGCCUUCAUUGUAUCGGAGUUUGUGUACUCGGAGGGUGAGCUGAAUGGGUUGCCCCAGCGUGUCUUCUCGCGCAAGGGCACCGAGCAUGAGCAGGAAUGGGCACUGACUACAGGCAUGCUGGUCGAGAAGCGACUCUCCGGCUAUUUCGGUGUGCCUUUUGCUUUACCUAAACUGGAUCAGGCGGCUAUACCUGACUUUGCAGCUGGUGCCAUGGAGAACUGGGGUCUGGCCACCUAUCGUGAGGAGUAUUUGCUGUACAAUAUCGAAAACUCUACUACGAAUACGCAGACGAACAUUGCCACAAUCGAGGCGCAUGAGGAUGCACAUAUGUGGUUUGGUGACCUGGUUGCCAUCGAAUGGUGGAGCUAUCUGUGGCUCAAGGAGGGCUUUGCCACGCUAUUUGAGAAUCUGGCCGUUCAUUUGGCCUAUCCAGAAUGGGAUAUAUUCCAAACCUUCCAUGCUGGCUCUUAUCAGAGCGCUCUCAUUGCUGAUGCCAACCCCAAUGUGCGACCCAUGACAACAUUUGUGGAGAAGCCUUCGGAAAUUUCCCAGCUCUAUGACUCCAUUGCUUAUGCCAAGGCUGGCUCGGUCCUAGACAUGUGGAGGCAUGCGCUGACCAACACCGUGUUCCAGCAAGGUCUGCACAACUAUCUAGUGACCAAGGCCUACUCUGCUGCCAAUGAGACAGAUCUAUUUGAUGCCAUUUCGCUGGCCGCCCGCGAGCUGAACUAUGCUGUGCCGGCUCUCGUCGGAGACAUGCUCUCCAGCUGGACGCGACAGGGUGGUGUCCCACUGAUCACUGUGGAGCGCAACUAUAACAAUGGCUCCUUCACCAUCAAGCAGGAGCAGUAUACCAACGAUAAGACAUUUACGAGCGAGAAGCUCUGGUAUGUGCCUGUUAACUAUGCGGUUGCAUCGAAUCCUGAUUUCCGAAAUACUGAGGCCACACAUUAUCUGCUCAAUGAGACGGAGAAGAGCGUUGCCGACGCCCAGCUGACCAACGAUGAUUGGUUGAUCCUGAACAAACAGUCGACAGGUUACUAUCGCAUCAAUUACGAUGAGCGCAACUGGCAGCUGAUUAUUGAGGGUUUGGCCAAUCGCUCGCAUAAGAUUCACCCUCGUAAUCGCGCCCAACUGAUCAGCGAUGCAUAUCGUUUCGCUACGAGCAAUCGCUUGUCACAUGCUCUGCUGUUGCAGCUGCUCACCUACCUGCCGCAAGAGAAUCAAUAUGCACCCUGGUCAGCGGCCAAUACCGCGAUUACCCUGUUCGAUCGGUAUCUGAGCAGCGAUGAGUCCUACGAACAUUUCCAGUUCUAUGUCGCCACAUUGGUCAGCGAUCAAUUCGACAAAUUUGGCGUGAAUGACAUCGAUGGGGAGCAACAUUUGGUCAAGUUUACCCGCAACGUGGUCAUCAAUUUGGCUUGUCUGGCGGGUCUGAAGAGUUGUCUGGACGAGACAAACGUUAAGCUACAGGCGUUGGUCAAUCAGGGCACUCCGAUUGAACCGAAUCUACAGACGCCCGUCUACUGCAAUGGCCUCAAGCAGGCCGAUGAUAAGACAUUUAACUUUGUCUAUGAUAAAUUAAUGGACUCCAACGAUCAGGCCGAGCGCCGUCUACUCAUCUCAGCCCUGGGCUGUUCCCAAAACGAGGAUCAGCUGAUGAAGUAUGUGUCCAGCAGCAUUGAUCAGUCCAACAAGCUGCGCACCCAGGAGCGCUACACGUUGCUCAGUCCCACCUAUUCUCGUGGUGAAGUCGGUCUGCUCGUCUGCAUUGAUUUCUUGCUCGAGCAUUGGCAGGAGUAUGGCAAUCUGAAUCCUGGCUUUGGUGGUAAUAAUCCACUAGCCGCUGACAUUGAGAGCAUGGCUGCCUAUGUGGUUACCGAGAGUCAAAAGCAAAAGCUGCAGCUACUGAUCGAUACGGUCAAAGGCUCUGAAUUUGUGUCCGACACAUUGCAAGACAGCGUGGAUACCACCAUUGCGGCCAACAUGGAGUGGCUGUCGACCAAUCGGGAGCCCAUCAUUUCCUGGGUAACUGGUUUCCGCAACGGCAGUCCCGCUAUGACCGCAUCUGUGCUGGCCCUAGCCCUGUGCUUUUUGGCCGCUAAAUUGUUCUAGGUAUUAUUUAAGGAGCUACUAAGUUAGCUUAAGGUCUUCCUCGUUUCGCAGCUAUGUAUAUACACAAAUUCUUUACAUUUCCGUUUGCUAAUAAAAAAAAUGGUAAUGUCAUUGCCAAAUACUUUAAGAUUA